Messenger RNA from Loxodonta africana (African savanna elephant), 5085 nucleotides. It is a transcript of the gene BORCS7, whose product is annotated as BLOC-1 related complex subunit 7. Gene Ontology annotation, cellular component: BORC complex. NCBI's taxonomy places the organism in Eukaryota, Metazoa, Chordata, Mammalia, Proboscidea, Elephantidae. The coding region runs from base 72 to 389 and encodes 105 amino acids. The record is from RefSeq and is a predicted model, not a curated record. The transcript has 5 exons.
CUUCCGCAUUAACCUCUUUUGGCUCCGGCGACUCGCCAUCAUCAGUGCGGAGGCGUUCGCCAGCUAAGGCGAUGGCGACUGGGGCACCGGAUUCUCAAGCUCGCUUCGGUCAGUCCGUGAAAGGGCUUCUCACCGAGAAGGUGAACACCUGUGGUACUGACGUGAUCGCGCUCACCAAACAGGUGCUGAAGGGCUCCCGGAGCUCCGAGCUGCUCGGUCAGGCAGCUCGAAACAUGGUACUACAGGAAGAUGCCAUCUUGCACUCAGAAGAUAGUUUAAGGAAAAUGGCAAUAAUAACAACACACCUUCAGUACCAGCAAGAAGCUAUUCAGAAGAAUGUUGAGCAGUCGUCAGACCUACAGGACCAGUUGAAUCACCUGUUGAAAUAGACUAGCAUGUAACAGUGCAAAAUCCUGGUGAUGAAGAAAACCUUACAACAGCUACCAUGCCAUGGGUCGAUUUUCUACUUCUCUAAAAGUUAGAAAAGAUUUGUGAUGAUGUACAGUUUGUCUUGAAUAGAAGUUAGGUGGCUGAAUUUUGGAAGCACUUCUUGAAUCAGACCAACCCAAGCUCUUAGUGAAAUUUUAAGUUGCUUUGUUGAAUUUGAUAGUAAAGUAGAAUUAAAAGAUGUCUUAGUUUUUCCUGUAGAACUCUUAAUAUGUUGGAAGUCAUAAUGCCUAAAUUUGAUUCUUAAGCAAACACUGAGUAAUGUUUUUAAUCCAGAAACAGAGUUUCUAAUGUGAAUACAUGAAAAAGCUAAUAUUCUUUCCAAAGACCAUUUUUUAAUUGUGUAUUCAAGAAACAUUUUAAUUUUAUGGUCACAGAAUAGUGCUGGGUAAUACCUGUUGUUUUCCUUUCUUCCCUAGUAAUUCAGAGGAGAUACUUAUUUUAUUUGCUGCAGCAAAUUUUGAUUCAGCUUCAACUUAGCUUAGAUGAGAACUAGGCUAAUGGAAUCAUAUCUGGCCAGCUGCAACCUCCUGCCUUGACCUGCAUUCCUAGGGUGUCUUUGUUGUUUUGACUCUUAAGAUUAAGUGGCCUUGGGUUCCCUUAGUAAUUUUCUUUAUCAUCAGCACAUUCAUUUGUAUGACAUUAUUGCCAAAUGUGAAGGUAGCUGAGUUACUGUGAAUGAUUGUGGUAUCGGGUUGUGCUGUAAGGUCGUGAAGACCUUAUGUUUGUAGAUGUUUACUAUGUUUAUUAGAUUCAUGUUGUUAAAUGGCAUAACCACUAAUCUGUUGUCAAAUCUGAAUAUUUUUUCUUUGAUUUGAAAAUGGGACUCUAUCCUCUUUUAGUUCAGUUCUUACUAAUGCUGAGGAGGAAAUACCUUACUACAAAGCUAACAAGAAAAUAGUGCUUUCUGUGAAUAAUUAUAUAUAUAUAUAGUGCUUUAAGUGAAAGUUUACAGUUCAAGUUAGUUUCUCAUACAAAAAUUUAUACACACAUUGUUAAUGUGACCCUAGUUGCUCUCCCUAUAAUGUGACAGCACACCCCUUUCCACCCCAGGUAUCCUGUGUCCAUUCAACCAGCCCCUGUCCCCCUCUACCUUCUCAUCUCACCUCUGGAUAGGAGCUGCCCAUUUAGUCUCAUGUAUCUAUUUGAGCUAAGAAGCACACUCUUCACAAGUAUCAUUUUAUGUCUUAUAGUCCAGUCUAAUCUUUAUCUGAAGAGUUGGCUUAGGGAAUGGUUUUUGUUUUGGGCUGACAGAGAGUCCGGGAGCCAUGUCUUCUGGGGUCCCUCCAGUCUCAGUCAGACCAUUAAGUCUGGUCUUUUUUUUACUAGAAUUUGAGUUCUGCAUCCCACUAUUCUCCUGCUCCAUCAGGGACUCUCUGUUGUGUUCCCGGUCAGGGCUGUCAUUGCUGGUAGCUGGGCACCAUCUAGUUCAGAAAAUAGUGUGUUUUCACUGAAAGAAGAGAAAGCAAGUAAAAGUCCAAUUUAAUUCAUAUUAUGUAUCACCAAGUCAACCAAGCAAAUUAGAUUGCAUUUAUCUCUCAUACAUGUGCACAUUUACUUAAGGUUAAAAACAAUUAGGAGUGAAGAAUCCGAAAAUUCACUUAUACAUUUCAUUCCACAAACAUCUAUUAUAAUUAUGAAAUGUAAAUGAACUCAAUUUGUCUUUUAAAAAAAGACUCACCAAUUUAGAAAAUAAAACAAAAUCUGAUUAUGUAAGUAUAUAAGAUGCAAAUACUUCAAAUCAAAAUAAAAUUAAAAUAAAGGUAUGGUGUACAUUUUCUUCAUGUUGGAACAAAUGUUGAAAAAGCAGUGAUUGCUUACAUUGUAUCUGAUAAAGUAAAUUGCACAAUCAAAAUUUAAAUAAAGGUUACAGUUAUAUUAAAUAAUGAAAACCUAGUAGUACUGAAUUUACUCAUUUUAAAGACAAUAAUACUAAAAUACAGUAGUCCCCCACUUCUCUGCAGUUUCGCUUUGUGGGGUUUCAGCUACCCUUGGUCAAUUGCAGUCCAAAUAUAUUUAAUGGAAGAUUCUAGAAAUAAACAGUUAAUAAGUUUUAAAUUGCAUGUGGUUCUGAGUAUCCUGAUGAAAUCUCAUGCCGUCCCACCUGGGGCUUGAAUCAUCCCUUUGCCCAGUGUAUCCAGGCUGUGUAGGCCACCUGCCGUUAGUCACUUAGUAGCCAUCUCUGCUUUCAGAUUGACUGUCAGUGCUUCUGUUCAGGUAACCCUUAUUUUACCUAAUAAUGGCUCUAAAGUGCAAGAGUAGUGAUGCUGGCAAUUUGGUUAUGCCACAGAGAAGCCAUAAAGUCCUUCUUUUCAGUGGAAAGGUGAAAGUUGUCGACUUAAUAAGGAAAGAGAAAACUGUAUCAUCUCACAUCAUCACAAGUAGGGUGAGUACAGUACAGUAAGGUACUAAAUCCCUUAUAAAUAGAAACAAGGAUGUCCCCUGCCAUUUCUAGUGCUUAAUACUAAAAAAAGAAAAAGAAAAAACUUAGAAAAGGAAAGGAUCUUGGAAGUGACUGAGUCCAGUCCAUUCAGUUACCUGCCAUUUAGAAGGGGUGAUGGUAAAAACAAAACAGAAAACUGGCAGAGGCACUUACCAAUCAGAACCAGUAAUGGUCAUAAGCAGUCUGGUCCACUAUCAGCCCUGCACACCGAUACCCUGAGGGAAGACUGGAAAUAAUUCAAUUUAAGUUGAUAGUGGCUUGCUUUAUUGCAGUUUAUCUGUGUGUGGUUACCUGGAUUUAAGAAUUAUCAAAUGAUUCUUGUAACGAAACCACAGAUUGAAGAGAAUAUAAUAAAGCAACCACAAGUGAACAAGUAGAAAAGAGCUAUUUCCUUAACAUCUGACUCAGUGUGUCCCUUUAAGGGAAAGAUGACAUUUUAACAAUGAAUGAGAAAGUAACUGCUUUUUUAAAGGAACUAAUUUUAUGGAGAGAGUAUUUUGAAACUAAUAAUGUUUUCACCAUUUUAUGAUUGCCAAAAACCAAUGUUACCUAUAAAACACUAAUUUUUAUAUACCUGGAACUUGAAAAGAUUCCAACCUAUAAAAAUAUUCCAACAAGGAUUGUUUCUGUGGAUUUAAUUUGUUAAAAAUAUAAACAUACAACACCUUCCUAUUAGUUUUUAACAACUAACUAACAUCAGGAAAGAUGAAAACUUACCAGCUGGAUUACAACAGAAUAUUAUUAGCGGAUGAGAUUGAAAAAUGGGUAUAAUUUAGUAAAGAAGGCCACUUCUUCCAUUUAGAUAGCCUUUCACUUCGAUCUCCUUAUUAUCCUAAUGAAUAGAAAUGCUUGUUACAACCACAAUAGGAAAUAACCAAACCAAACCUGUUGCCAUUGAGUGGAUUCUGACUAAGACAUACAAAUACAGCAGAGGAAAAGUUGUAAAUAAAUACACAGUCUGCAAGAUAAAAUGACUGAACACCUAGAAAAUACAAGUGAAUUGACCAAAAAUUACUAGAGGUAAAAAUGAACUUAGCCAAGUGUUUUCCUAAGUACAGCUCAAAAUAUGUUGAGAACUGGGGUCUUAAAAGCUUGUGAGCAGUCAUCUAAGAUACAUCUAUUGGUCCCAUCACGUUUGGAGCAAAGGAGAAUGAAGAACACCAAAGACACAAGAAAAAUAUUUGUUCAAAGGACUAGUGGACCACAUGAACCACAGCCUCUACCAGCUUGAGCCGAGAACUAGAUAGAGCUCGGUGACCACCACCAACUGCUUUGACAGGGAUCACAGUAGAGGGUCCUGGACAGAGUGGGAGAAAAAUGUAGAACAAAAUUCAAAUUCACACAAAAAAAGACCAGACUUAUUGGUCUGACAGAGACUGGAGGAACCCCCGAGACUGUGGCCCCCAGACACACUGCUAACUCAGAACUGAAGCCACUCCCAAAGUUCAUCUUUCAACCAAAGAUUAGACAGGCCUAUAAAACAAACAGAACCCUGGUGGCACAGUGAUUAAGAGCUAUGACUACUAACCAAAAGGUCGCAGUUCAGAUCCACCAGCUGCUCCUUGGAAACCCUGUGGGACAGUUCUACUCAGGCAGUUCUACUCUGCCUAUAGGGUCACUAUGGGUUAGAUUUGAUGGCAAUGGGUUUGAUUAUAAAACAAUAACACCUGCCCAAAGGGAAAGGCAAGAAGGUAGGAAGGAACAGGAAAACGACAAAUGGACACAGAGAACCCAGGGUGGAUAAGGGAAAGAGGGAGAGUGCUGACACAUUGCGGGGAUUACAACCAAUGUCACUAAACAAUUUGUGUAUAGAUUUUUUAAUUAGGAACUAAUUUGUGCUGUAAACUUUCACCUAAAACAAUAAAAUUAAAAAAAGAUUUAACAAAAAACAUAGAUUGAUAACUGCUACUACCGUAUGACUCCAUUUAUACGACAUUUUGGAAAAGGCAAAACUCUGGGGAGGGAGAACAGACCUCUGGUUGGUUAGGAGCUGUGUGUGGCAGGGAGGGGACUUAACCACAAAGAGGCAGAAGGAAACUUUUUUGGGCAAAAGAAUUGUUCUAAGUUUUGUCAGAACUCAUAGAACUGUAUACUGAAGAAAGGUCAAUUUUACUUAAUGUAAAAUAUCUCAAUAAAUCUGACUUAAAAAAAAAAGAUUAAGAAAAGGUGAUUUCAUUCCCCAAAGGGACAAUACC